This is a messenger RNA of Cetraspora pellucida, 173 nucleotides long. NCBI's taxonomy places the organism in Eukaryota, Fungi, Glomeromycota, Glomeromycetes, Diversisporales, Gigasporaceae. The record is from the annotation of a GenBank genome assembly.
AUUAAAUAUUAAUUUUCUUCAAUUAAUGGCACAAAUUCAUUCAUUUUAUAUUACAAAUAUAACAUCUAAAUUAAAAUUUUUCAAAGAAAAUUUUAAUGAAAAUGAAUUAAAAAAAACUAUUAAUAAAAUAACAGAAACUUUUAUUGAAAAUGAUGAUUUUUUUAAUGAAGAAG